Messenger RNA from Balaenoptera musculus (blue whale), 9651 nucleotides. RefSeq names its product microtubule associated monooxygenase, calponin and LIM domain containing 3 (gene MICAL3). The record is from RefSeq and is a predicted model, not a curated record. NCBI's taxonomy places the organism in Eukaryota, Metazoa, Chordata, Mammalia, Artiodactyla, Balaenopteridae. The transcript has 44 exons. Gene Ontology annotation, molecular function: FAD binding; protein binding. Bases 667 to 7242 code for a protein of 2191 amino acids.
GAGUUCCUGGAAGGCCCACGUCUGUUCUCACCUGAUGGCCGUGCACCUGUGCCUCCUCCUGCCCCUGCAGGAAGCUCCCGCCUUCCCUCAGCUCCACCCUCCGCCUCAGGCGAGACAGCACUUUGCUCCUGCGGCCUUCCUGACCACCCCAGCCAAGGGUCCCUUGUGUAAUUUCCUCUUACCUUCUGCUCUUCUCUCCCCCUCAGACCUCUUCACGGUAUGUGUGCCAACUAGGAAUUGGAUGGCUGAGCGCGUGGCAGUCAGGAUCCAAUCUCUCUGACUCCCAAGCCUGUGCGCGGAAGCCUUCUGCUGUCUGUGCCUCCUGAGAUCCUGCAUGGUUGUUCCCCUAAGGAAUUUUCCUUUGGGAAACAGAAACAAUGGCAAACAAUACUGCUUGGAUAUGAAUAACCCUAUGAUGACUCACAGGGUUGUUUCAGGAUGAAGAUCUAGCAGAUGAGCUCAGAGGGUGCAGUGACACUGUCAGAAGUAAAUCGUACGGUGAUCUCAGUGACUGCUCCACCCCCAGCAGCGUGGCCGCCCCAUCCUCCGAUGGCUGUGUGAGGACCCAGCAGCCUGUGCCUCUCCCAGCAAAUUAACGUGACGGCGUCAGGUGGAUCAACAGCCCCCCCACCGCCCCAUCUGUCAGGGGCCUGAGAGUGGGGAGACAUGGAGGAACGUAAGAACGAGGCGACGAAUCGGGCUCACAUCCUCUUUGACCGGUUCGUGCAGGCCACCACUUGCAAGGGGACCCUCAAGGCCUUCCAAGAGCUCUGCGACCACCUGGAACUGAAGCCUAAGGACCACCGCUCCUUUUACCACAAGCUCAAGUCCAAGCUCAACUACUGGAGAGCCAAGGCCCUCUGGGCAAAGCUGGACAAGCGGGGCAGCCACAAAGACUACAAGAAGGGAAAGGCGUGCACUAACACUAAGUGUCUCAUCAUUGGAGCCGGCCCCUGCGGUCUCCGCACAGCCAUCGAUUUAUCCUUGUUGGGAGCUAAGGUGGUCGUGAUUGAGAAACGAGAUGCCUUCUCCCGCAACAAUGUCUUGCAUCUCUGGCCAUUCACCAUACACGACCUGCGAGGCCUGGGUGCCAAGAAGUUCUACGGCAAGUUCUGUGCUGGAGCCAUCGACCACAUCAGUAUCCGUCAGCUUCAGCUAAUACUUUUGAAAGUAGCAUUGAUCCUAGGCAUUGAAAUCCAUGUCAACGUGGAAUUCCAAGGACUUGUGGAGCCUCCUGAGGACCAAGAAAAUGAACGGAUAGGUUGGCGGGCCCUGGUGCACCCCAAAACCCAUCCUGUAUCAGAAUAUGAGUUUGAAGUGAUCAUUGGAGGGGAUGGCCGCAGGAACACCUUGGAAGGAUUUCGUCGGAAAGAAUUUCGUGGCAAACUGGCCAUUGCCAUUACAGCAAAUUUUAUUAACCGAAAUACAACAGCAGAAGCCAAAGUGGAAGAGAUCAGUGGUGUGGCUUUUAUAUUCAACCAGAAAUUUUUCCAGGAACUGAGGGAAGCCACAGGGAUCGAUUUGGAGAACAUCGUCUACUACAAAGAUGACACACACUAUUUUGUUAUGACAGCCAAAAAGCAGAGUUUACUGGACAAAGGGGUGAUACUACAUGACUACGCCGACACGGAGCUCCUGCUCUCCCGGGAGAAUGUGGACCAGGAGGCCCUGCUGAGCUAUGCCCGGGAGGCGGCCGACUUCUCCACCCAGCAGCAGCUGCCCUCCCUGGACUUCGCCAUCAACCACUACGGGCAGCCCGAUGUGGCCAUGUUCGACUUCACGUGCAUGUACGCCUCCGAGAACGCGGCCCUGGUGCGGGAGCACAGUGGCCACCAGCUGCUGGUGGCCCUGGUAGGGGACAGCCUUCUGGAGCCUUUUUGGCCAAUGGGAACAGGAAUAGCCCGGGGCUUUCUAGCUGCUAUGGACUCGGCCUGGAUGGUGCGCAGUUGGUCUCUGGGAAGGAGCCCCUUGGAAGUCCUGGCAGAGAGGGAAAGCAUUUAUAGGUUGCUGCCUCAGACCACCCCCGAGAAUGUGAGCAAGAACUUCAGCCAGUACAGCAUAGACCCCGUCACCAGAUACCCCAACAUGAACGUCAGCUUCCUCCGGCCAAGCCAGGUGCGCCAUCUGUAUGAUACUGGAGAAACAAAAGAUAUUCAUCUGGAGAUGGAGAACCUCGUGAAUUCCCGAACUACCCCAAAACUGGCCCGCAAUGAGUCUGUGGCUCGUUCCAGCAAACUGCUGGGUUGGUGCCAGCGGCAGACAGAUGGCUACGCUGGGGUGAACGUGACGGACCUCACCAUGUCGUGGAAGAGCGGCCUGGCCCUGUGUGCCGUCAUCCACAGAUACCGCCCUGAUCUGAUAGAUUUUGAUUCUUUGGAUGAGCAAAAUGUGGAGAAGAAUAACCAGCUGGCCUUUGAUAUUGCUGAGAAGGAGCUGGGCAUUUCUCCCAUCAUGACAGGCAGAGAGAUGGCCUCGGUGGGGGAGCCGGACAAGCUGUCCAUGGUGAUGUACCUGACCCAGUUCUACGAGAUGUUCAGGGACUCGCUCCCCUCCCGAGACGCCUUGGACCUGAAUGCUGAGGAGAGGGCCGUCCUGGUAGCCAGCACUAAAUCCCCCAUCUCCUUCCUGAGCAAGCUGGGGCAGACCAUUUCUCGGAAGCGCUCUCCCAAGGACAAAAAGGAAAAGGACUUGGACGGUGCUGGGAAGAGGAGAAAGACCAGCCAGUCGGAAGAGGAGGACGCGCCCCGGGGCUACAGAGGAGGAAGGCCUACGCUGGUGAGCACACUGAGCGACCGGAGGGUGGAUGUGGCCCUUGGCAACCAGAACAAGGUGAAGUACAUGGCGACCCAGCUGCUGGCCAAGUUUGAGGAGAACGCACCCGCGCAGGCCACGGGCGUGAGGAGACAGCCGACACAAGAGCGUGGGCUCAGCCAGCCGUCCUGCUGCCUGCCUGAGCAGGGUCGCCCUGCUCCCGCCCCCAAGUGGAAACAGCGACAGGAAAAGGAGCAUUCUCGGACCUGCCCCAAAAAAGUGAUCACACUCUCUCCUCCCCCUACUCCGCCUCCCUGUCGGGCACGUGGCGACCAGCAGACGUACAGCGAUCUUGAUGCUGACAGCCAUGGCAAGCAGAGUCCCCACCACGAGAGGCCAGAGCCUGAGCCUUCUCGUCGAUUUUUUGUCGACCAGUGGGAGCUUUCUCUAAGCCUCCGCUCCGCCAGCCGCCCCGCCUCUCCCUCCUCUGACUGCCUACGACAGAAGUAUAUAAAGAUGUACACGGGCGGAGUGAGCUCAUUGGCUGAGCAGAUAGCCAAUCAGCUUCAAAGGAAAGAACAUCGUAAAACCCUUCUAGACAAGAAGGAACUGGGCUCCAUGAAGAAGGAGUUCCCACAGAACCUGGGAGGCAGCGACACCUGCUACUUCUGCCGGAAGCGGGUCUACGUGAUGGAGCGGCUGAGCGCCGAGGGCAAGUUCUUCCACCGGAGCUGCUUCAAGUGCGAGUACUGCGCCACCACCCUGCGCCUGUCGGCCUACGCGUACGCCCUCGAGGACGGUAAAUUCUACUGCAAACCACACUACUGUUACCGGCUGUCCGGGCCUGUACAGAGGAAGAGACCAGCAGUGGCCCCUCUGUCUGCAAAGGAGGCCAGGGGACCCCUGCAGGACGGCCCCACUGCAGACACCAACGGACGGCCCAGCACCAGUGCCAGCCCUGCCGAGAGAACUCCAGGCCCGAGCGUGAACGGCCUGGAGGAGCCCAGCAUCGCCAAGAGGCUGCGGGGCACCCCGGAGAGGAUUGAGCUGGAGAACUACCGCCUGUCGGUGCGGCCGGCGGAGGGGCUGGAGGAGGUGCCCGAGGAGACGCAGGCCGAGCACAACCUGAGCAGUGUGCUGGACACGGGGACGGAGGAGGACGCGGCCAGCAGCAGUUCUGAGUCCGAGAUGGAGGAGGAGGAGCCCCCGCUGCCCCCCUCGGACCUGGGUGGCGUGCCCUGGAAGGAGGCCGUGAGGAUCCACGCUCUUCUGAAAGGAAAGAGCGAAGAGGAGCUCGAGGCCUCCAGGAGCUUCGUGGCUGGGGAGGAGGACGCGGAGGACACGGAGGACGAGGAGGACGAGGAGGACGAGGAGGACGAGUCUAGUGAAGGAGAGUACUGGCCCCGGGACAGAGAACUCCUGCAAGGCCAGCCGCUGGGGCACCUGCCAGAGGAAGAGGACAUGGGUACACGUGAAGCUGGGAGCCCAAGGCUGCAGCAGCUCGUAAAUCCAGCCGAUCCCUUGGAGAUCCAGGCUGACGUGCACUGGACGCACAUUCGUGAGAACCAGGAGGAGCGAGUGUCACCGGCCUCUGAGUCCCCUCCUUCCAGAGGGCCCGACCUUCCCUCCGUUCGCCGUGCAGCAGUGCAGGCCUGGCUGGAGUCGGUCUCCGGAGUCCCGUUUGACGAGGACGACCUGGAGGAAGAUGUGGACUCAGAGCCAGCAGAGGUAGAAGGCGAGGCAGCGGAGAAUGGGGACACGGGGGACACUGGCGCAGAGCUGGAUGAUGGUCAGCACUGGUCGGACGACGUGCCGUCAGAGACCGACACGGAGCUGCAGCAGGUGGUGGCGGGAGUGGGACUGGAGCUGCGGGUGUCUGAAGGCGAGGAGGAGCCACCACCGGCCUCGGCAAGGCGCCCAGAGAGAGGUCGCUCCCCAGUCUCCAGCCCCAGCCGGUCCCCUGAGGAGCACUCGGUCCUGUCCUCCCCAGCCCACAGCCCCAGGGCACAGGACGCCCGAGCCCCGCUCGCCUCUGCAGCUGCCACGAAGGGAUUGCCUGCGGAGAGCCCUGUGCCAGAACCAGAGCCAAAGCCAGAGCUCUCCCAUGGGGAGCCCACAGCCGGCACACCCGUCCGAUCACAGCCCGAAGCCAGGACGCCGCCCUCGCCUGCAAGCCCACAGCGCCGGUCCCCGCUGGCCCCCCUCCCCAUCUGCUCCCAGCCUCAGCCGUCCGCCGAGGCCACUGUGCCGUCCCCCACCGUGUCCCCCAUCCGCUUCCAGCCUGUGCCGGCCAGAACCUCCACACCCCUGGCCCCCCUCCCCGUGAAGAGCCAAGGGGUCACCAAGGACACAUUGGGCAGCCCCCUCCCUGGGGAUGAGGCCCUGAAACGCAGCGACCUGGUGGCAGAGUUCUGGAUGAAGAGCGCAGAGAUACGCCGCAGCCUGGGGCUCACGCCCGUGCGACGGGGCCCUGGACCCGAGCCCGGGUUCCAGCCCGCGCCCCUGCAGGCCUUUCCAGCUGAGAAGCUCCCCCAGGGCGAGGGACCCUGGCUUCUGAAACCCACACCCGUCCCCGGGAGGCUGGGGCCGCCCGCUGCCGGGGGGGCCCAGCCCUCCCUGCCCACCCCGGGGUCCCCACCUGGCAGGGAGCCGAAGGGCGCCCGGGCGGAGCACAGAGACCUGUCCAGCAGCUCGGGGCUGGGCCUGCAGGGCAGCUCCUCCCGCACCAGGACACCCGGCAGCCAGAGCUUCAGCACCUCCGACUCCACCAUGCUCACGCCCCCCUCCAGCCCGCCGCCCCCGCCUCCCGACGAGGAGCCCGCCACCCUUCACGGGAAGCCGGCCCUGGUGGGGCAGCCCGCAGCCUCGGAGCCCCGAGCACCGGCCACGUGCGCGCGGACCCCGCGGGAGCCCGCCCGGCCGCCCCCGGAGGAGGCACCGAAGCCAUUUGUGGAGAGCGUGGACGAGAUCCCGUUUGCGGACGAUGUGGAGGACACGUAUGAUGACCGCACGGAGGACUCGAGUCUGCAGGAGCCCUUCUUCACGCCCCCCUCCCGCUGGCCCUGCCCCGAGCAGCCCCUGGCCCAGGAGAGCGCCCGGGGGCCCGAGAGUGGGGUCCCGCCGCAGAAGCGGGGGCUGCCGCUGGUCUCCGCCGAGGCCAAGGAGCUGGCGGCCGAGCGCAUGCGGGCCCGGGAGAAGUCGGUGCGGAGCCCGGCGCUGAGGGACGCCAUGGCCCGGCAGCUGAGCAGGAUGAAGGAGAUGGACACCGUGGCCACCACCCCCAGGGCCCCCAGGACCCCGGCGCCCCGCAGAGUCACCGCCGUGCCCCCCAAGGGUCCCGAGGAGCCCACCCCAACGCACAAGGCCACGAGUGAGGAGGUGCCGUCCCCUCCCUCGGACUCAGGGGGCCUGGACGGCUCGGUCACCUCGUCCGAGGGCUCCAGCGGGAAGAGCAAGAAGAGAUCGUCCCUCUUCUCCCCCCGAAGAAACAAGAAAGAGAAGAAGCCCAAGGGUGAGGGCCGGCCCCCGGAGAGGCCCAGCCCCAGCGCCCUGGAGGAAGCAGCAGCCAAGCCCAGGUCCCUGUGGAAGUCCGUCUUCUCCGGGUACAGGAAGGACAAGAAGAAGAAGGGCGAUGGCAGGUCCCGCCCCAGCACCCCUUCCAGCGGGGCCACCGUGGAUGCCGGCAAGCCGGGGGCGUCUCCUGUCGCGAGAGCAGAGCUGCGGCCCCGGCGCCAGCUGAGCUGCUCGGAGGACUCGGACAUCUCCAGCGACGAUGUCCUGGAGCGGACCUCCCAGAAGUCCAGGAGAGAGCCGAGGACUUACACGGAGGAGGAGCUGAACACCAAGCUGACCCGGCGCGUGCAGAAGGCGGCUCGGAGGCAGGCCAAGCAGGAGGAGCUGAAGCGGCUGCACCGCGCCCAGAUCAUCCAGCGGCAGCUGGAGCAGGUGGAGGAGAAGCAGCGCCAGCUGGAGGAGAGAGGGGUUGCCGUGGAGAAGGCGCUGCGUGGGGAAGCAGACUAUUGGGGAGAGUCUUAUUACACUGACCUCAUCGACUUGCGUCUAGGUGUUGAGCCCAGUGGCGGGACUCCACGACGUAGACCUCUCUCCUUCUGCCCUUGCUGUGUCCAGGAAGGCAUGGGCAAGAAGGACGACCCCAAGCUGAUGCAGGAGUGGUUCAAGCUGGUGCAGGAGAAGAACGCCAUGGUGCGCUAUGAGUCGGAGCUGAUGAUCUUCGCCCGGGAGCUGGAGCUGGAGGACCGGCAGAGCCGGCUGCAGCAGGAGCUCCGUGAGCGGAUGGCCAUGGAAGAUCACCUGAAGACGGAGGAGGAGCUGUCGGAGGAGAAGAGGAUCCUGAAUGAGAUGCUGGAGGUGGUGGAGCAGAGAGACGCCCUGGUGGCCCUGCUGGAGGAGCAGCGGCUCCGGGAGAAGGAGGAGGACAAGGACCUGGAGGCCGCCAUGCUGUCCAAGGGCUUCAGCCUGAACUGGUCCUGAGCGCCGCCCCGGCCCUGGCUGGUCUGUGCAUCCGUCUGACCGGGCUGGCUUCUCCCAGACCACCCAGAUCCGAGGUCUGAGCGGGCCUGGCGCCUCCUGGGAGUUUGCACUCAGACCUCCUCGGGGCUCUGAGAAGCAGUCAAGCGCCGAGCUGUGGGAGCCCCAGGUGAAGAUGGUGGUCCAGUAGCUCAGCCUCCUCCAAGAGGCCUCCCUGUCCUCCUGCUUCGGAGACGGAGGAACGUGGGUCCUGGGGGGGAUGCCUGGUAGGAGGGACACGGCUCCCCCCGAGACCCCCAGGCCCAGGGCUGAGGAGGCCCGCCCCGCGGGCCCAGUGCCACACUCCAGGCCUCUCCUGGCUGUGGCCUGAGGCCUGAGGCUGCUGCAUUUGCUUUUAAUUCACGACACUGGAAGAUACUGACUUCAGGGUCGGGCGGAGACCCUCUUCCCGCCACAGGCUGGCCUUGUCCUUGCCUAUUCCUGUGUUUGCCCCGAGCGAAGCUGACAGCCUGGGAGACGUGGCCGCUUCGCACCCUCUUUGUCAAUUAACUUAUUUUUUUAAUACUUGAAAAGAAGCAACUUCACUUUUGUAUCUUUACCAGGAUACUGAUUGCCUGGCACCUGGGUAGGGGUGUGGAGGUGGGUCCCAGCUGACCGCGCUGUCACUCCAUUCGUUACUCUUUCGUCGUGGGGCUGACCUGAGCCCUCAGGUCAGCAAGACCCCCGUGUGGGCCCCGGCGUGCAGCGCCCAUCCUCCUGUGCCCGGCCCCGGGCGUCCGUGUCUACACCGCUCGCUUGUCAAGGAUGCGUUUGAGCUGCUGGAGGCCACGCCAUGAGGCACAGAUGCCUCUUGGCCUCCCUGUUGGAAUCCUGGCUCUGCAGAACCCAUUUUUCCUCCGUUUUGGUGCCGAGGUCUCACCUCCCACAGCAUGUUUAUUAAAGAAAGUUUUAGGCUGGCUGCACCAGCGUGUGGGACCCUGCUCAGCGAGGCCCAGACCCAGCCAGCUGCAGCUGCAGUGAUGGCACACUGGGGGACUCCAGUUGGGGUCACACACACACACGAGCUCCGGCCCAGCCCCACGAGCUCCGGCCCAGCUCCAGCCCAGCGCCUCUUCGUGGGGAGGCACUGGACGGGAAGCACCAUGGAGCCAGCUGGUGCCGUGGCUCAGCCAGAGGCCAGCAGUGUCCAGCCUGCAGAGCCACUGUUAGACUCUGCAGGGGCCGUGCUCGUACACAGAGGAGCGAGGGCAGCGCCAGGCCAGUCCCGAGGCCCUCCAGCCAACUCCUGGUGGAGCGGGACCGCGUGCAGGGAGGAGAGGCCUCGGCAGGACAAGGGGCGUCCACGCCGACCUUGGGAUGUCCUUGGGGAACCACAUCGUGCCUCAACUUGAACAGAGUCAUUCUCACUGCAAAGGAGCAAAGAACUGUCUUCUUCAAUCUGUCCCAAAGCUGCCGUCUGCCCCCCUGGAAUCCAGGGCACGCGCUGCUCCAGCCCUCAUGGCUCUGACCUUCACCUCUUGCUUGAUGAGGUAGAGCCUCCAUUUCUAUUCUCCUUUCUUAAAAGGGGGAGCGGAGGGUGUUCUAGAUCCCAUCCUUAAAUCCCAGCCUUCCAAUAAAAUUGGGCUUGGGACAGGAUUCAUCGCCUGUGUGGCCUUUGCCUACCCUUCCCAUACCCUUCCCACCCACCGCCCCAGUGCACUGCAACUGCCAGGCCCGUCCCUCGAGCUUCUGCCCACCCAGGACGAGGACAAGUUUACAGAGUGGCCAGGAGGGACACGACACCCGCCCCUGCGGAAGCACACUGUGCCUGCAGGAGCGAGGACGGCCUGGAGGCUGCAGAGAAGCUCGGAAAUGCUCCCCCACUCCCUCCCGCAGGGCUACGACUUCAGGUUCUAGUAGAGCACUUUUUCUGAAAGCUCCCGUUUUAUAACCACUAGUUUGCAGGUUGUUGUAGUGCCCUGCUGACGGCUGCAUGCAGUGUUUCCCAGCUCUGGAAAUGCACUCAGCUCCUGUCAAGUCCCCGUGAAGGCAGGGCAGCAGGAAGUCUCUCUCUCUCUCUCUGAAAUGCCACGGCGUGAGCAAGCCCAAGCCCGAGGCCCACGCUGGGACAACCGGGUUCAGCUCCAGCAGAGGCAGGGCGGCAGUGCACCUCGCCUCAGUCUGAGGUCACCAGCGGCUCCACCUGGGGGUCCAGUCCUGCUCAGAUAGCGUCUUCUGGCCCUUGCCCCGGGAGCUGUCCCCCAGCUGCUCUGACCAGCAGUGAUAGACUAUCCUCUAUCUUUUCAAAGAGCAGAAUUUUUUCAGUGGGGCAGAAAGUGGGGAGAGUUUAAAGAAAACAGUUUUAAAGGUGGUAACAACUGAUCUACAAAGGGGAAUGGGCCAUUUUAUGCGCAAUAAAAGUUUUUAAAACAG